Heterostelium album PN500 is the source of this 2880-nucleotide messenger RNA. Its product is annotated as calcium-binding EGF-like domain-containing protein. The transcript is spliced from 17 exons. The record is from RefSeq and is a predicted model, not a curated record. The coding region runs from base 1 to 2880 and encodes 959 amino acids. NCBI's taxonomy places the organism in Eukaryota, Evosea, Eumycetozoa, Acytosteliales, Acytosteliaceae.
AUGACUGGAGUUUCUCUUGCAAAUUUAGAAUUAAAUUCAAUAAGAUGGUUAAUUCAACAAUAUCAAGUUAAUUGGAAUAUAACUGGUAACACCUGUGAGGAUAUUACCAUCAAUAAUCCAGAUGGUGGCAAUUUAUUUUGCGAAACUGUUGGUGAAAGACAAUCCAUAUUAUCAAUUAAUAUUAAAACCGGAUCACCUGUGUAUCACGGAUCACCAGAUAACAUUCCAGCUUUGAUCUUCCCAAACUUAUUUUUAUUUUCGAUUGAUAGCACCAUUCCACCCUUAAACGACUCUUUUAAUAUUCUUAGUCUUCUCGAUAACCAAUAUAAUGACAUUAAAUUGGAAAACAUUGCGUUACUGAAUAUGAAUGUUACCGUUCCCACCAACUUUCCAUCAAAUUUAUUAUUCCUAAGUCAAUUUGUUAUUCGAAACUCUGCUCUAUACUCUGAUAUUUCUUUCGCUACACUUUUGAAUUCCACAACCAGAUAUCUUACACUUAGUGAUAUUAGCUUUGUGACUGGAUACAGUUUAAAAAUAGAUUCUAAUAUUACCUACCAAAAUAUUCAAACUAUAACUAUAACCAAUGUAAAUGUAAUCGAAGCAAAUGGUUUAUUAAAAGUUAGCCAAAAUAUUUUCCCAUCUCUUUACUACCUUGUGAUAGAAUUCAAAAUUCCAGAAAAUGUUACAGUUGAUUCGAUGGCACUGAGCGCAUUAUCGGUUACCAAUGGAUUAGUAACAAUUGAAGACCAACUCAACCUCACAACUAUCGAAUUCAAAACUAGUGCUGUCUCAAUCACAGAUUUUAGUAAAUAUCCAAAUCUAAAAUCACUCGAAAUCCAAGCUUGUACACAACCAUUACUUAAAGCAUCUGGUCUAACCAAUUUAUUAGUUAAUAAUUCAUUGGUUCCAAAUAUGCCAGAUGAUUCAUGGUUUAGCCCAUAUUUCUCACUUUCUCUUUUGAAUACACGUACUUAUGGCCAUUUAAUGGAUUUCAGUGCUCUAUCACCAACAUCAAUAGUUAUUUUAGGAAUACAAAACGCUACAUCCCAACUAUAUCCUUCUUUGUGCUUUGUUUCCCAGGUUUACCUCGUAGAUACAACUUUGGUCGAUCCCUUUGUACCAGAAUGUUUCUAUUGCUAUUGGACCGAAUUAAUGAAUAAAUUACCAGCCAACACACCUCCUAUUCCAGCAGGCUUUAAUUGCAAUAUUACACUCGAAUCCAACGGUUAUAAUCUAGCUGAUAAUUAUCAAACUGAAAUUAGUAUCGCUGGAAAUAAUUUGGGAUAUGGAAGAGAUACUACAUUAGGUCUUUUUAUUUUAAAAACUAACAAAUUAUUCCAAUAUACUAUAAACCAACCAGCUGGAAGAGCUAAUAUUAGCUUUUCAAGAUCAAGAGGUUAUAAUUUUGAAAUAUUUUGGGGACCGAAAUUAACUGUUAGUUUUAUUCAAACCCAAAAUUUAUUUACUGGAGAUUUACUAGUUAGACUCUAUGGUAUAUUUAAUACUUUUGCACCUCUUCAAGUAUCCAUUGGCAGUCAAAAGUCAAUAUGUCCAAUUUCUUUCCUCUCAACCUAUGAAUUAAAUUGUUUAAUUCCAAGCUACUCAACUUCAGAACCACAAUCAAUAUCCAUUGAUGACACAUUAACGAUUCAACGAUUAUAUAGUGCACCUGAAUUAAAUGUUACAUCAGUAUCUUCUAUUUCUAAUGAAGGAGGUGAUUUAAUGAUCACUGGUAACUUUGGACCGAAUCCCUACAAUGUUUCUGCCUGGAUUUCAUUUAAUGAAAGUAUUCCGUGUAAUACCACCUCUUUGAAUGCCACUCAUUUAAUUUGUAGUGUACCGGCUUUACAAGAGAACAUUGUCCAUCCCUUACGAAUCUAUGCCAAUGGAUAUAAUGUAUCCAGAGAGAUGUUCAUUUCCAAACAAGACUGUAUUAGUACUAGAACUGGUGCCUCCAUAUGUAGCGGCAAUGGAAAGUGCGUUGCCGGUCGAUGCCAGUGUCUAUUUGGAUACGGUGGCCACUUUUGUGAAUCGAAACUAAUGUCCAAUGUAAUCGUUUCGCCAAAUUCAACUACUCCCGCACCAACCAUGGUGGUAAGAGAAGGUUUGAAUUUCACUUUCAAUUUGGUUGCUAUCCAAGAGCUCAAUCCACUCGACGAAAUCAUCCAAGAGCUAUUCACCAAAGAAUGGAUUCACAAUGAGGUUGUCACUAGUGAACUGACUCGUGCCACCUACCAAUUGCAUAGACCCGCCGGUUCAAUGGAACGAGUGACAGCCAUCAUUGAACACUCACCCAAUCAAAGAGAGUUGGAGUUUGCCGGUCAGAAAACAAUCUACUCUCCACACAGCAUCAAACUGGCUGUCAAUAUCGGUAGCUGGCCAUUCCAAGAUAGACUCAAUAAACUUCGUGUUCUCUUGGAAUCAAAGGUAACCGUCGAUGACAAUGAAUGUGACAAGUUGGUAGUGGAAUCGAAUGACAAUGCCAAGAUAGACUAUAUCCGAAUGUCGAUCGGCAGUGUCUCGCUCUACGGAAGAUUCCUACCGUAUGCAGAGGCAGACAAUCAUACGAUUGGCAUCGUCAAUCAGCAAGUGAAUUCGACGUCGGACACCCUACUGGUAGGAAUGGUAUUACCUUAUUGUCAAGAAUGUGCUAUCGAUCCCGAUUUCUCUGUGUUAAUGUCCAACACUGAUGACAACAUCGAUCAUUGUGACUCAUCCAACAAAAUGCCACCUUGGAAGUUAGCUACCAUUAUAACAGUUGUAUCUGCAGCAGUCGUAUCAGCAAUCGUAACAACAAUAAUAAUAAUGAAAAAGAAAAAUAGAUUCAAAAGAGAAAGUAAAAUUAUGAGAAAACGAUUGAAUACCGUUGUUAAUCAAUAA